Messenger RNA from Ostreobium quekettii, 1026 nucleotides. NCBI's taxonomy places the organism in Eukaryota, Viridiplantae, Chlorophyta, Ulvophyceae, Bryopsidales, Ostreobiaceae. The record is from the annotation of a GenBank genome assembly.
AUGGCGGAACAGAGGGCGUCACUCGGCGGGUCGGUCCUGCAACAACUGCCGCGCGAGGGCGGCGGCGGCGGCAGCCUGCUGUACUCGUCGCAUCUGGGCGUCCAGCCGCUGCCCGGCCCGGGGCGGCGGGGGGAUGGGGAGGGCGGGGGGGCGGAUGGCGUGGAGCUCAGCCUGCAGGACUUCCAGUCCAGCGGGGACGGCACCAACAGCGGGUCGGAGGAUGGGGACAGCCGCGGUGGCGGCAGCUGCGGGCACGAGGAGGGCGACACGCGGCGGGCGCGGCGCAUCCUGGCCAACCGGCGGUCAGCGCAGCGGUCGCGCACGAGGAGGAUGCAGUACAUCCACGAGAUUGAGCGCAAGGUGGACAAGAUGAGGACAGAGAGUGAGGCAAUGGCGGCCCGUCUAGUGCAGCUGCGCAUGCACCACCAGGACCUCGAUCACCGCAAGGUCGAGCUCAAGAACAACGUGGCGACCCUCAUGGCCCGCUCCCAGCAGCGGGAGGCCAGCUGCAAUCAGCUGCAGUGCGAGAUCGCCCACCUGCGCUCCCAGCUGACAGGCACCUCACUGCGCAACCCUGGCGGCCAGGGGCCCCCCUCUCAGAUCGCCACCCUCCCCCCCACGGGGGGCCUGCUGCCCGGGAUGCUGCAGGCCCCGUUCAGCAAGGGUGGCCUGGGUGAAGCUGUGGGGGUCGACCGUGGUGCAGCCGAUGUGCAGCCCAGCCUGUUGCCAGCCAUGCGCACAGGGGGGUUGGAUCUCCAGCGUGGGCCGCCCUACCUGGACUCUGGGAUCAAUAUGUUCCCAGGGGGGAUCCCCAGCCAGGCCGUGGCUGUGGACACGCACGAGGUCGACCUGCCGCACAACCGUCCCAACAGGAUGAUGUUUGCGCCGAUGGCGGGCCUGGGCCAGGGGGCCCACCCAGGGGGGGGGGGAUGCCGGGCUGGCAGCCUUUGGCGUGGGACCAAUGGCCGGCUGCCAGCCCUUCCACGACAUCGAGGACGCCUACUUUCACGACAAGCCGAUGGAUGA